This is a messenger RNA of Paramormyrops kingsleyae, 929 nucleotides long. The record is from RefSeq and is a predicted model, not a curated record. NCBI's taxonomy places the organism in Eukaryota, Metazoa, Chordata, Actinopteri, Osteoglossiformes, Mormyridae.
CUAAGACCUUUAAAUAUACAGUAAUGCUUGAAACGAUCAUUUUCGUUUUCUUCUUAAAUUCUGCAAAAUACUUAUCUUUGUGAAUGAAACUGUUUCUUGUUCUACAGAUAUUUAUAGACAGGGAUCCAACAGCAUUUGCACCAAUUUUGAACUUCCUCCGGACCAAAGAAUUAGACCUAAGGGGUGUAAACAUUAAUAUCCUUCGACAUGAAGCUGAAUUUUAUGGCAUCACACCUUUGGUACGGAGGCUGCUCCUCUGUGAGGAGCUGGAGCGCUCCUCGUGCGGCAGUGUGCUCUUCCAUGGCUACCUCCCACCUCCAGCCAUCCCGCCUCGUAAGGACAGUGUGGCUCCCUCACCUGCCACCGCUGCCCAGGAGGAGCGGCCGGGGCCAGGCGGGGCCGAGGGGGGCCUCCCCAGGCCCUGUCCUCACACCUCCCUUCCCAGCCCUCCUGGAUCUGAUGCCCCACAAAGACUGGGCUCACCUGUGGACCCCAGGAAAGUGUUGAUAGUUGCUGGGCACCACAACUGGAUUGUUGUAGCAUAUGCACAUUUCGUCAUCUGUUACAGGUAGAGGUCAAGCAGAAUGGAUAUAGAAGGGAAGCUGGGCUGCUGAGCAUUGCUGGCCGUCUCCGCAGGUUUACCCCCCCCACCAACGCUGCCCCCAGCCGCCCGGACUCCCUUCAUAUCGCCAUUUACCCGCCAAUGCACUGAAUUUAUCUUUUUACUCCAACAUCCCACCCUGCUGCUUCCAUCAUUGUUUACUUUUACAUUGUGUGUGAAUAUUGUUAACGUACCCCCCCACUUGUCCUGUCUACCCAUGCUCUCCAUUUAUAGGCCUAUAUGUACGUACCCCCCCACUUGUCCUGUCUACCCAUGCUCUCCAUUUAUAGGCCUAUAUGUACGUACCCCCCCACUUGUCCUGUCUACC